Jaculus jaculus (lesser Egyptian jerboa) is the source of this 504-nucleotide messenger RNA. RefSeq names its product zymogen granule protein 16 (gene Zg16). Lineage: Eukaryota; Metazoa; Chordata; Mammalia; Rodentia; Dipodidae. The record is from RefSeq and is a predicted model, not a curated record. Bases 1 to 504 code for a protein of 167 amino acids. The transcript is spliced from 3 exons.
AUGUUGACCAUUGCUCUCCUAGCUCUUCUUUGUGCCUCAGCCUCUGCCAAUGCCAUUCAGGCCAGGUCCUCUUCCUAUAAUGGAGAGUAUGGAGGUGGUGGAGGACAGCGAUUCUCUCAUUCUGGCAACCAGCUGGAAGGUCCCAUCACUGCCCUCCGGGUCCGCGUCAACCGUUACUACAUCGUAGGUCUCCAGGUGCGUUACGGCAAGGUGUGGAGUGAUUAUGUGGGUGGCAAACAGGGAGACCUGGAGGAGAUCUUUCUGCACCCUGGGGAAUCGGUGAUCCAGGUAUCCGGCAAGUACAAGAACUAUCUGAGGAAGCUGGUCUUUGUGACGGACAAGGGCCGCUACCUGCCUUUUGGAAAAGACACAGGCACGAGUUUCAAUGCUGUUCCCUUGCACCCCAACACUGUCCUCCGCUUCAUCAGUGGCCGAGCCGGUUCCCUCAUUAAUGCCAUUGGCCUGCACUGGGACGUCUACCCCAGUCACUGCAGCAGCUGCUGA